UCAACAGUGUUUACUUCGUCAUUUCUCCUAAAUGUGCGCAAUUACAUGAAGAAAUAUAUAUUAGUUAAUGCUGCUUGUGUUUCACCAGUAUUAACAUUAAUUCGGGUAAUGCAUCACAGUUGCAGUUAGUAUGCCAAACGAAAAUCAUUCAGAAUGGCACUGGAUAUGCGUCAAAGGCAACGUCUCACCCAGGAGGCCAUGAGACGCUACUUGUCAGAAUGCAAACAAACGGAAGGCAAGGCUGACAUGGUAGUCAUUAUUUUUCAUGCCAAAGUUGCUCAAAAAUCUUACGGAACCGAAAAGAGAUUUUUCUGUCCGCCACCUUGUGUUUACCUAAGAGGCAAAGCUUGGUCCCUGGGACAGGAGCAGAUGCGGAAGAAUGGCGAAACCGAGCAGGCUUCACAAUUAUGUGCCUUCAUUGGUAUAAUAGGCAACGCAGAUCAGGAUGUGUUACAGCUCGACCUCAACAACGAGGAGCACUACUGUGCUGCCAAGACUCUCUUCAUAUCAGACUCGGAUAAGCGCAAGAACUUCAUGCUGUACAUAAAAAUGUUCCACGGCAAUGGCCACGACAUCGGCGUCUUCCUCAGUAAUCGCAUCAAGGUCAUUUCCAAGCCAUCCAAGAAAAAGCAAUCGCUGAAAAAUACCGAGCUCUGCAUUGCCAGUGGCACGACCAUUGCUCUGUUCAAUCGGUUGCGCUCGCAGACUGUAAGCACGCGUUACCUGCACGUUGACAACGAUCAUUUUCACGCAAGCUCCACGCAAUGGAGUACUUUCACCAUUUACCUUUUGGACGAUGACGAGAGCGAGACAGAAGACUUUGAAUCCCGAGACGGUUACAUUCAUUACAACAGCACAAUCAAACUCGUUUGCAAAGACACGGGGAUGGCACUGCCUAGGCUCAUCAUACGAAAGGUUGACAAAUCCAUGGCAAGCUUAGAAGCGGAUGAUCCGGUAUCGCAGCUGCACAAGUGCGCCCUGUACCUUAAAGACACGGAUCACAUGUACCUGUGUCUGUCACAGGACAAAAUUGUCCCGUUCAACGCGACGCCGUCACCCAAAGAGCCAAACAAAGACAUGAUAAACGACGGUGCCUGCUGGACGAUCAUAAGCACAGAGAGAGCUGAGUACUCUUUCUACGAGGGCAUGGGUCCAGUGCAAGCUCCGGUCACUCCUGUGCCCAGUGUUCAGUAUCUCAAUCCAAUGAGCAGUCUGGAGGUUGCCAUGCUUGAGCUCAAAGGAGACGAUUUUGCGCCAAACCUUCAGGUGUGGUUUGGAGAUAUCGAAGCCGAAACGUGGUACAGGACAGAGCAGAGUAUGGUAUGUGUAGUGCCUGAUAUAACAGCUUUCCAAGGUGAUUGGUCCUGGAUCAAACGAACCGCUGAAGUACCAGUUUCUUUGGUGCGUAACGACGGUAUCAUUUAUGCAACGGGACUUACUUUCAACUACAAUAUUGAGCUUGGACUUAGAAAGCGCGGAUACAUACGCGCUGCCCUUCCGCCACCUUUACCCACUGCAAUUGCCGAUUUGUCUUGGAUUCAACAGCAGCAGCAGCAACAACAACAACAACAACAACUCCAGCAGCAGCAGCAGCAGCAACAUCUCCAACAGCUUCCCCACCCAAUUCAACAUUUCCCCCUGUAAUCGAUAGGCCUCUCUUUCUUUUAAAUGUUUUUUUUUUUUUUUUUUCUGUUCAUAUAUUUAUGAAACUGAUCGCAAACGAAAGUUGUUGCCCUUAUCGUUAAUAUUGUGUGUAAGAUAAAACAUUACGAUCUCAGCAAAAGUUAGCUAUGUAAAAGAGAUGUGAUAUUUUUUUACGUUUAACUCUAGUUUCAACUCUAAACUUCAUAUUAUCUACAUUCACUACAUUCAAUGGAUUUCAUACUACUUUUCUGUCAUUUUUAAACUCAACUUAUUUAUUAAUCACUUUUAUGCACUAUUUUACUUUAUUCCUAUUAUUUAUAUUGAUGAUUUAGGUGAAGCACCUUGUGCCUUCAGAAUAAUUAAGUUAAAAUAAGUGUAUUCUACCUGCGUUAAGAGUUGCAUGUGACAUUUAUACAUCGCUCUUUGCAAAUAGUCGAUAAGGACUCAUUAGGUGGAUUAAAAUCAGUUUUUCUUUGUGAGGAAAUUGAUCAAUGUAAAUAUUUUUUAUUUCCUUGCAUAUUGCCAUGAUAAUCAUGCUAAAGUAUUGUACCAAGAAAAUAGCAAUGUACAAAGUCUACUCCAAAAAAAAAUCACCAUGAUUUAAAAUACAAAAACUAUUGUGCCAUGUAAGAAAAUUCAACUGUUAACACAAUAACACCAGUAAUAAGAUUAA
Copidosoma floridanum is the source of this 2317-nucleotide messenger RNA. Its product is annotated as suppressor of hairless protein. Gene Ontology annotation, biological process: regulation of transcription by RNA polymerase II. NCBI's taxonomy places the organism in Eukaryota, Metazoa, Arthropoda, Insecta, Hymenoptera, Encyrtidae. Gene Ontology annotation, cellular component: nucleus. The record is from RefSeq and is a predicted model, not a curated record. Gene Ontology annotation, molecular function: DNA-binding transcription activator activity, RNA polymerase II-specific; RNA polymerase II cis-regulatory region sequence-specific DNA binding.